GUCACUUUCCCAAAGUGUUUAUUUCCUGUUGGAGAAAUGACAAACUCCAAAGUAUGUUCACAAUGUAAUUUAAACAAACACUCGACUAUCAGUAAAUAUCGUAUUUUCCCAGAUUUGGCGUUAGCUUUCUGUUUGUUUUACAAACUGUUCUAAGACCAAUCAUCGGUAUGAAAAAAAAAGGGGAAAGCUUCCGUGGUAGUGGAGUUGUCCAGUAAGCCUUGCUUCUUUGUACAUUGCUUGUGAGAAUCGCCUGUGUACUACUUAAGAUCGGAAGUGUGUAGAAAGAAAAGCCACUAGAUCUAGCUUGCUGUGAAGUGUUGAUUCUAGGAAUACUUCCAUAAAGUGAGACUUCCUGUAAGAACAGAAUGAGCUCAAAGGUCAGAAUCGACAAGGAACAGUUUGAAAUUCAAGAUGUCAAAACCCAGAAUGUCGUUUACGCACAAGUGGUCAAGAAGAAACCUAAGCCUGGUGUUAAGCCAACUAAACCAUCGCCCUUUAUCGACGAUGGUCCACCGCCGUUGUUGCUAGAUGAGACAAAUGGCAACGCCUUUCCCACUGGAAGUCUGGUCAAAGAAUCUAUUUUUAAACUGGUGGACGACGGCUAUAGAAAAUUUAUUUCAUCUCAGCUUAAAAAAGCUGAUGACGUGCAUCAAAGACUUGCUACACUGGAACAGACCCAGUCCAAGCUCAGCACAGACUUCACUGACUUCAAAGAGCAAGUGCUGAAAGACAUGCAAGCCUUGCACAUCGUCACGGAGCAGCUCCAAAUGAGCGUUCAAAAAUCCAUCGACCAGCAGGAGAAGUUUGCGCUCAGCGUUCAUGACCAGUUCACGGAAACGGCUGAUCACCUGGGCGGACAGCUCAUGGGCGUUUUAAAAGAGCUCCAAGAGGUCAGCAACAACCACAAGCACAUGGUCACCUCCUUAUCCCUGAUCGUCAGCAGUUACGUCUGCCCAACAGUCCAGAGCGAGAAACAAGGGAAGAAGAUCCAUGUCAAACAAUGAACCCAGAUAGACGAUUAAUGUAUUGCAUCUAGACUAUAUGCUUACAUAACUCAACGGUUCCUAUUUGAAACUCUUCGAUUAUUUUUAUAGUCGUGUUCGGAGAACAUUGUGUUAGAUAGUGGCGCCUUUCCACGUCUUACUUAAAUCAUUCUGUGUUCUUGAAUAGUGACCUUUUAUGAGCGAUUAUUGACGCUUCUAUCAACAAAUGUACAUGAAUAUUAAAAUAGAAUGAAUAGAAUUAGUCCCAGCCGUACACGUAGCGAGUGUUUUAAUGUGCCAUUUCUUCACCUAUAGACCUAUGGCGAAUAUUAAUUUAUCCUGUUCAAAUGGAUCGAAACUUUUAUUGAAUAGAACAAUUUUAAUGAGUAAAGAGUUUCAAGACAAUUUUUAUAAACGUAAUACACAUUUAGGAGCAAUGCCAACAACCAAUGAAAAAAAAUGAACUUCUCUUCUUUGCAUAUUAUGGUACUCUAUGUGAUAAUUGUGAUAUUAUUGAAUAAUUAACAAUUUGCUUUCUGGAUUAUCUUAACAUUUUCUUAGACGAUUCUAGUGCGGAAAUGUCCACCUGUCAAGACGUCUACUGUGUCUAGAUCUCAAUACCUAGAAAAUCUAUUGAAAUAUUCGAUUUUAUAAUGUUUUUUAAGUUGUAUAAUGACUACUAUCUGACGCCGGCUGAAUAAAACCCUCUUCAUUUUCUAAAUUAAAAGUUAAAUCUUUUUAAAAAUUAAAAUGAACUAAUUUAAACAAUAAGUAAAAGACUUCAAAGUAAAAAACAAAGUUACUAUUAAUAGUAAUAAAGGCUAACCUAUAAGUAGGUAUGUGUAUGUGUAAACAGAUGGGAGCACAUAGUUUUGAGUGUAUAUUACUAAUUCGUAUGUUCUUUUGGUAGCUUCUAUUUACCUAAAAGUUUUUUUAAGCAAAUGUACAUUCUAUGCACAUAAUGACACGCUUUUUUUAAAAGAACAUUUAGUAAGCAGUUAUUUGUUAUAUCUUGUUAUCCUUAAACUAAAGCAUUCAUUUGAGAGAGAAAGAGACAGAGAGAGAGAGAGAGAGAGAGAGAGAGAGAGAAAGAGAGAGAGUCAAGUCACGUUGUCAUCAGUGCAUCUACAAGAAAGAAAUAAUCUCGAGCCUUAGUGAGCAUAUCACUCCAUAUGUGUCCCUCCCCCACCCCAAGUGCGCUUCUGCAUAUUCGUCUAGUUCCUAUUUUGGGUGCCUCCAAGCAACCUAUGCGGCCGCAGUGGGCCCCGCACUUUCAUAGGCCCCGCGCGAUGCGAAUUCUAGGUGUAAAUUAUUAAAUUAAAGCAUUUAACUUAUUAUUAAAAGGUUCCAGGAAUUCUCCUAACGAAGAGUCUUUGAGCAUGAAAGAUUGUAAAGUUAUCUAUUGUUUCUAUUUCAUGUUUGUGUUCACCAAGCCUCACACGACAAUCUAUAAAGGGGACUAAUUCAGCUUAUACCACCACUUCAGUCAAUUACUAUUUCCUUCCCUUGUUUUAGAUUCCAAACAAAAUAAUUUAUAACCAAUAGUUAAUUAACUAAUUGUUGCUAUUUUUUUUUUAAUUCAUUCUCGUAUUGUCAGGUAAAAGAAAAAAAUUGUGCAAAAUUUUAGCUUGAUCCUAGAUUGAGUGUCGGAGAAAUAGCGUGUACAAACAUUUGGCCAGGCGGACAGACAGAGUGUGCUUUGUAAAAACAUUAAACAAACAAUGUUUUAAUUCUUUAAAAAAAAAUCAUUGUGCGCUGGGGCAGGAAAAAUUUUAUCGGAUCUAUGCUCAUUACGAAUUAGGACUUUCAAUGUUAUUUUCCUCAGGCAAACAGAACAUUCUACAACAUCACUGUAUAACUCUAUAACAAUUACUAGCCGGCAAAAUGUCUUGCUAUAAUUUAACCGUUCUCUUCUCGCGGUAUCUACUCUCUUGGAUCAGCAUAAGUAAUUCAUAAUUGGGUAUUUCGUACAAGUUAUACUUCCUCAUUACAGUCAAAGCGUUUGUUGUUCUCUUGUGUGUAGUCAUUGUUUGGUUUUACAUUGAGUAUACAAUUAUUUUUUUGUUGUUAUUAUUAGCUUCUUUAUAAGCCUUCCAUCUCAAGCUAAGUUAAUCUCAACAGAGCACUCGCUAACCCCCUCGAGCUGAGUAUCUAAAGGAUACUUCCUCCAAUGUUCUAAUUAAUUCUCUAUGGUCCACUUAAUACACUCAAGCUGUUAGUUUCAAUAGACAAUGUAUAAAGAGAACAGAGCCUGUAUAUGACCUGGCUUCUGCUUCUCUUUUACAAAGCAUAUAUUAGCUCACUCUGUCUGUCUGAUAAAAACGUUGGUACAUGUUAUUUCUCCGACACCCAAUCUCACAUCAAACUGAAAUUUUGCAAAUUUUCUUUUACCUGACGAAACAAGAAUCAAUAAAAAAACAAAACAAUUAUUAUUUAACUAUUAAUAAUUAAUUAUUUUGAAUUGUAUCUCGAACAAGAAAUUAUAGUUGACUAAGUCGGUGGUAUAAGCUGAAUUAGUCCCCUUAUGGAUCACCGCUUCAAAGCAAGUUUGAAACAAACAAUAGAUAACUAUACAAUCUGUGCUUGGUAAGCACUUCACUAGCAGAGUGGUUAUUUUAUCGGCUUAGGGAGACCUUAGACAAGAAUUCGAAUUCAGGUCGUCAACCCACCCCUUUUGUUUUUUUUAAAUAAAUGUUUCCCCAGAUAUCCCUUUCGUUAUCCCCUUCCCUCAUUUUCCUAAAGGUACAGAUAAAAAGCUAAAAGCAUGAAAUAGCGUUUAACGGCAGCAGUUGGAAAAAAUAUUUCUAAAUCUCACAUUAUUGUUGUUGGUCUUAAUUAAUUGAUACAAUUACCCUUCGAUUAAGAAUUGUUGUUGUUUUUUUUUUAAGUAUUUUUCAUGUUUUUCUUGUAUUUGUCCUUAGAGUUGAAUCUAAGACUCUUGGAGCUCCAGGCCAAUGGAGCAUGCUACCCUGCCUCAUUUAGGGUGGAAACGAUCGUAGGAGGAAACGAUAAGCCAAAGGGUAGAAAAAGAAGACUCCCGUGGGUUUGCCUAAGGGGAUGCGAGAGCAUCCUCAUUGCACUGUGCGGGGUUGUAAAAGUUAUUGUCACAAUCCAGGCGCCGUUCAUCAAAGGGCCGUUUCAUAAAUGGCGUGUCCCAUACGGUUAGCCUGGUACAGAAAAGGAAAAUGGCGGGGUCCCAGUGAACGCGGCCUCUGUCCGUAAGUCUGACCUCCCCGGUCAGGCCGGUGAGAGGGAGCUCUUGUUCACUUUUGCUGGCCUAGAGUUCCAACAGCCGAAGGCUCAACUCUACCUGACAGUUUCAAGAAGACAAGAACUUGUAGAGCUUAAGACAAGACUCCCUGUGACGUGAUAGCUGAAGUCUAUGUCUCACUGUUUAUUGUAUAACUGUAAAUAAAGACAUCGUCUAUUAUUA
Messenger RNA from Biomphalaria glabrata, 4416 nucleotides. RefSeq lists its product as uncharacterized. Lineage: Eukaryota; Metazoa; Mollusca; Gastropoda; Planorbidae. The transcript has 4 exons. The coding region runs from base 366 to 1004 and encodes 212 amino acids. The record is from RefSeq and is a predicted model, not a curated record.